Messenger RNA from Nematolebias whitei (Rio pearlfish), 2871 nucleotides. RefSeq names its product slingshot protein phosphatase 1b (gene ssh1b). Lineage: Eukaryota; Metazoa; Chordata; Actinopteri; Cyprinodontiformes; Rivulidae. The coding region runs from base 190 to 2727 and encodes 845 amino acids. Gene Ontology annotation, cellular component: cytoplasm. Gene Ontology annotation, molecular function: actin binding; protein tyrosine/serine/threonine phosphatase activity. Gene Ontology annotation, biological process: protein dephosphorylation; negative regulation of actin filament polymerization; actin cytoskeleton organization. The record is from RefSeq and is a predicted model, not a curated record. The transcript has 15 exons.
GAACUGUGGGGGUUUUUCCUCGGUACUUUCUGCUCAUGAGGACUCCGGUGACCGCAGAGGACUCCCGGAGCCGAACCCAACGGGAGCACCGCCGGUGCUGGAUGAGAGUCUGACUCGGCGUUUUCUACCCGGUGACAGAGAGACAAACCGAGCGGCGCAUCCCUCCCAUCUCCCGCAGCCCACCCGGCCAUGGCCCUGGUGACUCUGCAGCGGUCUCCAACCCCCAGUGCAGCAAGCUCCUCCAACAGCAGCGCGGGGGAGGAUUUUGGAAGUGAUGAUGAUAGGAAAAAUAAUCAACGCCUCAGUGAAAGCUUCUUCAUGGUCAAAGGAGCCGCCCUCUUCCUGCAGCAGGGUGGCAACGCACAAGGACCGAAGACUCCCACACACCACAAACAUGCAGGUGAUUUACCUCAACACCUGCAGGUCAUGUUUAAAGCCCUCCGGUCUGAAGAUUGCAUCAAGCUGGCUGUGCGGUUAGAAAGUGUCCGGUCGGACCGGGUGCGUUACAUGGUUGUUAUCUACACCAACGGCCAUCAAGGCACAGAGGAAGAUAUUGUUCUGGGAAUGGAUUUUGCAGACAAGGACAGUAAAAACUGCUCCGUUGGGAUGGUCCUGCCUCUGUGGAGUGAUACCAACAUACAUUUAGAUGGAGAUGGAGGCUUCAGUGUGAACACAGCAGGGCGUUCUCAUGUCUUCAAGCCUGUGUCUGUGCAGGCCAUGUGGUCUGCCCUGCAGGUCCUCCAUAAGGCGUGCGAGGUGUCACGUCGCUACAACUACUUCCCAGGGGGCAUUGCUCUUAUGUGGAUGGCGUUCUAUGAGAGCUGCAUCACCUCGGAGCAAAGCUUUGUCAACGAGUGGAAUGCAAUGACUGACCUGGAGACAACCCGGUCCGAUUCUCCCAACAUGUUUGUCGACCGGCCGACUGAACGAGAACGAACCGAGUGUCUCAUUAAAGGGAAACUUCGACACAUCAUGAUGUUCCAAGACCUGGAGAACAUCACCUCGAAGGAGAUCCGUAACGAGCUGGAGCAGCACAUGAGCUGCAACCUGAAAGAAUAUAAAGAGUUCAUCGACAACGAGAUGUUUCUGAUCCUGGGUCAGAUGGAUAAAGCCACGCUCAUCUUUGACCAUGUUUACUUGGGCUCUGAGUGGAACGCCUCCAACCUUGAAGAACUACAUGACUGCGGUGUUGGUUACAUUCUGAACGUCACCCGAGAGAUCGACAACUUCUUCCCCGGGAUGUUUUCUUACCACAACGUUCGUGUGUACGACGAAGACGCCACUGACCUGCUGGCCCACUGGAACGACACCUACAACUUCAUCGUCAAAGCCAAGAAGAAUAAUUCAAAGUGCCUGGUGCACUGUAAGAUGGGAGUGAGCCGGUCUGCCUCUACAGUCAUUGCCUAUGCGAUGAAGGAGUACGGCUGGUCCCUGGAGAAAGCCUACAACUACGUCAGGCAGAAGAGGAGCAUAGCUCAGCCAAACGCUGGCUUCAUGAGACAGCUGGCAGAGUACGAAGGAAUCCUGGAUGCCAGUAAACAGCGUCACAACAAGCUGUGGAGGCCUGGCGCAGACGAGGAGGGAUCUGAUGAUCUGCAGGCUUGCGGUCACUGCGCCGGUGGGGAGGAGACGCCGGUGCUCAGGGACGAGGAAGGCUGCGGGGCGUCUCCUUGCAGGGGUCUGGUGAUGGAGCCCCUGGACUCUCUUAACUACAACUAUUACUUCAGGCGUUUGUCGGACUCUGCGCUCGACAGCGAGCCGUCCACCCCAGUGCGGGGACCUCCACUUCUAGGUAUGGAGAGGGUUUUCAUUGAAAUUGAAGACGUGGAGAGAGACGCCCUAUUGGAGGACGAGGGCUUCCCCAUGGCCCACUUAGCCCUACCUGGAGAGGGGACGGCAGCUCAGACCUGCGGACGCCUUGACCCCAUGGAGGACAUGAGGCUGAGGCUGGAGUUUAGCACUUUGGAAGAGGAGGAUGAGGAGGAGGCUAAGAAAGAGGAAGCUGAGAUGGCGGCCUUGGCUCAAACGCCUGGAGGUUCAAAUGGGAGGAAAGCGGAGAAGGAGGCUGAGAGGACGGAGGAGAGCCAGCUGGGUUUAGCUAACCUGAACACCAACAACAGCAACCGCCUGGCCGCCAAGCGUAGCUGUCCUGCAGCGUUUGAUGACAGUGCCAGCACAGGAAACCCUUUAAAAGUGAAGCCUUCCUAUCAGUCCUGUAAAGACUGCAUGCGUCUGCCACAAGGGCGGCGCUGCGACCGUCCUGCAGGAGGCCGCUCCCACCGCCUUAACCCCGCCCGCCACUGUUCCGUCCCCACCAUUUGCAUAGACCCUCCUGGGACACAUUUCCCCUCCACCCCAAUGUUCCACUCCCUGUCCACUCCUGCGGUCCUCCAAGCCAACCUGGUUCAGCCGUGCACCACGUGCACCCUCGGUGACACGUCUGCUCCUCAGAACAACCACCAAAAACUUUUCUCGCCCAUGAACUGUGAGGAGUCGCCUCCUGACGGCGGCUCGGCGCAAACGGAGGACAUGGACGAGCCGCAGGAAGUGACAUCAAGUACUGAGGCCGUCAGUGUGACGGGUGCAGACGGGUUGAAUUUUGGUGUUGCAGGAGAACAGGCUGUGACUCAAAUACGAAUGCCCCGACUCGGGAUUAAAUUUGGUGUUGAACUGAAGCUGCCGAGCCUGGCCAUGGAGAGCCAGCUUCCUGUAGGGCCUCUGCCUUAAUUCAGAACCUCUCACGUGGACCCGAUGGAGGAGCUGACGUCACACUGCCUCAAGGACUCUUGACGGCUGAAGAACACUAGACGACCCCCGCUGUGAUGACCUCUACUGUAACAUCCUUUCUUCAUAGCUUCAUUUUAACAAUUU